AUGGUUUCAACACAUUUUAAAUGUCUUGGUGGUGUAUAUCCCCGGUCAACCAUUGAGAGGUUCCCGGUGCCAGGUGAUAAAGUUAAAUGGUCUACCGAAUACAAGCAAUAUCAGCCUGUGGAAUACACAUCCCCAAGCAUCACUGGGAAACCAUGGGCUGAUCCAGAUAUAGGAAGCUCUGAUUUUGAACCAAAAUGGAAUGAAAUAGACGGUAAUAUAGACAGAACCAGUUAUCAUGGUCCAUACCAAAUUGUAAAUGAACGGCCCCAAAACCCAUUUGGCAGAACUGGAAUAACUGGUAGAGGGGUCUUAGGCCGAUGGGGACCAAACCAUGCAGCCGAUCCAGUUGUCACAAGGUGGAAGCCCCUCAAUGGAGAUAUCAAUGAGAAAAAUUCUAGUAAUAAACAAAUCUUGCAAUUUGUUGCUAUAAGAAGAGGUGAUACAGGAGAAUGGGCCUUGCCUGGUGGCAUGGUAGAUCCUGGGGAAAAGGUAACUACAACUGCUGUUAGGGAAUUUCAAGAAGAAGCAAUGAAUUCACUUGUUAUGUCACAAGAUGAGAAAAAUACUUGGACAGAUAAGUUAAAAAACUUCUUUAGUCAAGGUGAAAUUGUGUACAAAGGAUAUGUUGAUGAUUGGCGUAAUACUGAUAAUGCAUGGAUGGAGACUGUAGCUUACAAUUUUCAUGAUGAAACUGGUGCUACAGUGGGAGCAAUAGCACUUAAUGCUGGAGAUGAUGCUGUAGGUGUUCGCUGGAUUGACAUCACACCAGAAAUCAAAUUAUAUGCAAGUCACGAAAGAAUUGUAAAAGAUGUUUUUAAAAAGCACCUAACUGCAAAGGCUCUAUAA
This is a messenger RNA of Chilo suppressalis (striped riceborer), 846 nucleotides long. The record is from the annotation of a GenBank genome assembly. Lineage: Eukaryota; Metazoa; Arthropoda; Insecta; Lepidoptera; Crambidae.